UUAAUUCGCAUGGCAAACUCAAAAAUAUUGUUUAACACCGUUAAUGAGAAAAAACAACAACUACGCUGCAAGAUGGAUUUGAAAAGUUUAAAAGCAGAAAUUGAACGGAAAAAACGACAGUUAGAGUCAAACAAAGAUAUUAUGGCACCAAACAAGAAAUAUUUCAAACGUGGGGACCUGGCAGCAAAACAAGAAGGGGAAUAUUGGAAAAGACAUCAACAGCUUAACAAAGACCAGCAAUCAUCGUCACAGAAUGAAGUAAACAAGGAAGAAAACAAAACAAAAGAUGAGGAAGAAAAAGUACCACAGCUCCCAAGGAAAGAGGUCGUCCGGCGUUUGAGAGAACGUAAUGAACCAAUCAGGUUAUUUGGGGAAAAUGACUACGAGGCAUUCCAGAGACUUAAGAAGGUGGAAAUGCUAGAUCCAGAUAUUAAAAAGGGUGAAGGUUAUGAAAAUGACUUCAAAGCAGCCAUGGACCGAGUUGAUCAGGAGUUCAUUAAUGAAAUAAUCAACGCUGGGUCGGGAAAGUCCUCCAAUAAUGUAGCUGUGAGAGACGAUGGAACAACAGAGGAAGACAUCAAGAAAAUGAGUGAUGAAAUCGGAAAAAAUGGCAGUGACCAAGAUCAGGAAAUAAUUUUAAGAUUUUUAAAGUUCAUCUUAAAGAAAUGGGGCGAUGAUCUUAACUGUCGAGAUGAAGAAAACAAAAGAUCAAGGACAGGGAAAGAGGCUAGUGCCAUCCAUUCACAAACAGUGUCCUACCUCAAACCGCUGUUUCGGAGACUGAAACAUAAGAAAACAGAUGAAGAUAUUUUAGAAUGCAUGGUGGAUAUUCUAAAAUUCUUAAUGGACAGAGAGUAUAUCAAGGCAAAUGAUGCUUACUUAGAAAUGGCGAUCGGCAAUGCACCUUGGCCUAUUGGUGUUACCAUGGUGGGUAUCCAUGCACGUACCGGCAGAGAAAAAAUCUCCUCAAGGAACGUAGCCCAUGUGCUUAACGAUGAAACGCAGAGGAAGUACAUCCAGGCGCUCAAAAGGUUGAUGACACAGUGUCAGAGAAUAUUUCCUACAGACCCGUCACGAAGUGUGGAUUACAAAAAAGAUCUGACUGUAUGAUGGAGAUUGUUCCUUACAGUACUGUUGGAAACUGGUUCACAAAAAAGUCUGACUGUAUCAAAGGAGAAAAUUUUCAUACUACAGACUUGAGAAACUGUUAAUUAAAACAGUUUGGCUCUAACACUCAUCAUCGCGUUACAAU
Mizuhopecten yessoensis (Yesso scallop) is the source of this 1252-nucleotide messenger RNA. Its product is annotated as pre-mRNA-splicing factor 18-like. Gene Ontology annotation, biological process: generation of catalytic spliceosome for second transesterification step; RNA splicing. The transcript is spliced from 10 exons. Lineage: Eukaryota; Metazoa; Mollusca; Bivalvia; Pectinida; Pectinidae. Bases 10 to 1110 code for a protein of 366 amino acids. The record is from RefSeq and is a predicted model, not a curated record. Gene Ontology annotation, cellular component: U4/U6 x U5 tri-snRNP complex; U2-type post-spliceosomal complex; U5 snRNP.